Mizuhopecten yessoensis (Yesso scallop) is the source of this 3674-nucleotide messenger RNA. RefSeq names its product putative ankyrin repeat protein RF_0381. The record is from RefSeq and is a predicted model, not a curated record. Gene Ontology annotation, biological process: intracellular signal transduction. The transcript is spliced from 5 exons. NCBI's taxonomy places the organism in Eukaryota, Metazoa, Mollusca, Bivalvia, Pectinida, Pectinidae. Gene Ontology annotation, molecular function: protein binding. The coding region runs from base 84 to 1604 and encodes 506 amino acids.
AUCAGGGGCUUUCAACAAACAAGAGAUCACAUCUUCUUAGCUUAAACUGGCAUUUUUCAAUAGUGGAGAGAGUUUUGGUCAACAUGGGUGACAGCAGGAAAUCCAAAACUUUGACAUGUGGUAAGGUGAGCAGACAAAAAGAUGUGUAUUCUUACUCCUCCUCCUCACGGAGGCAGGUUAAAUCUAGUAGGAACAGAACGGUGAAAAAGAGGUCUGACUGCCCGACUGAAGAGAAUGGAGCCAUGCCUGAUAUCUGUUUGUCUCCAAGCAACGCACAACUUCAGAAAAUGAUGAAGAAACGACUGUCCUUGGCACCUGUUGCUAAGGAGUUUGUGGACUUCAUACAUGCUGGGGACCACAAAAAUGUGAAACGCAUGAUAAAGGAACGCGUUGUUGAUGUAAACUUACGGGACACAGAGGAUCCUGUCCUGCCGACACCUCUUCUUAUCGCUGCAGAAAUGAAUGAUGAGGAGAUGGUACGGCUGAUGCUGAGGGCCAAACCCAAACCAGCUAACAUCAAUGAUGAGACUACUAAGGGCAAAAGGGCAAUAUGGAUAGCAGCCAAGCAUGGAAAUGUAGAGAUGGUAGAAUAUCUACUUAAUGGGAAAUCACCAUGUGAGGUCAACAUAGUGGACAAGGAGUCAGGUUGUUCCCCGUUGUUCCGAGCUAUUCUCACAGAGUCUGCGGAGGCCUGUCAGCUACUGAUAAAAGCCGGAGCAGAUGUCAACCUUCGUAGACUGUCAUUAGAGAACAGCAACGAGACCCCACUCAUCAAAGCCAUCCAGAUGGACAAUAGAGACAUCUGUCAGAUACUGGUCAACUCUCUGUGUAAGCUUCAGACAAAAACUGACGCUGGUCUGAAUGCUUUGCAUUUUGCUGUGGCAUACUGUCGAUAUGACAUUGUGGAGCUACUCAUGGAAAAUGGAGUCAAGAUCCACGCUAAAAGUAAUGCUGGCAUUACUGCCAUGUCCGUCGCUAUAGAAAACCAUAAUGCUGCCAUGGUGAAAAUUUUACUGAAAAAAGGUUAUAAAGUGGACAAGAAAUACAAAUGGAAGGAAACGCCCCUACAACAAGCUAUCAAACUACACGCUACAGAAAGUGCUCUAACUUUGAUGCAUCAUGGCUGUACAGUCAAAAAAGACAAAGGAUCGUCUUAUAUGCACAUGGCUGUUGAAGAAAAACUUAUACGGAUUAUUAAAUUUUUAAUAGCGCUUAAUCCUUUGUUUUUGAAUGAGGAAUGGCUGCAAAAACAGAUGUGGCCGGUGUCACUCUAUCGACGGCCAGAUAUAUUCAAUUGGCUUCAGAAAGAGGCCGCAACUCCUCGGACUUUAAAACAAUUGUGUCGAGCAAGAAUAUUUAAAUUACUUGGAACUUACGCUCCAGCCAAGGCAAAAGAACUACCUCUACCUGAAACUCUCAGAGAGUAUUUACAGUACAAUGAAUUUGUGAAGGAUGAAUAUUACAAACAAAAGCCCUUGAAUUCCAAAGAGUGUCCGUUUGACUGUCCCGCGAAGUGUUCAUACAGACAUUGUCCACCAAUAGAAGUCUCAGCAUCUGAAUCCGAGUCUGAAUCAGACUCGGAUGUAGAAAUAGAUUCAUCAUAGCCAACAAAUGUCAUACAAAGAAACAACUUAUUUAUUUUAUAACUUAUUUUUAUUUAUAUUUAUAUUUUUUCACAUAAAGACUUUUCCAACCAUAACAUUUGUCCAGCAGAGGGUACCCUGUAUUUCACUUAUCAAUACUUGUAUUUUUACAAAUAAGGCUUUAAGUCUAAUUUAUUUAUCUUAUAGGUAGCGUAAUUGCUUGUUCAGUUUAUUUAAGUCAUCUUCAAAGUCCAACAGUUUUUGUUCUCUAUGUCAUAUCUACUCUGCACCCUUGAGUUUUCUAGAAUCAAAGUUAAAGUAUUUGUCACCUUGCAGAUAAAUCACGUUGACAGGUCUGUAAACUGUUGCACAGUCUGUAUACCUGUGAUCUAAAGCACAGCCUGUAUACCUGUGAUCUAAAGUAAUGUUUGUAUCAAAUAUGAAAAUGGAUUGUGUAACAGCAUAACAGUGUAAUUUACCGCUUGUGAUGAAAGUAAUGUUUCUAUCAAAGAUAAGAAUGGAAUGUGUGACUGUGUAACAGUGUUUUUUACCAGCUGUGACCUCAGAGCAAUUCUCUGUUACUCUACAAGGUGCAGGUAUCACCUGUCUCAUCCUAAGAGUUGUGAUAUUUUUUGUUUCUGAUGACCAUCAGCCUUUGAUUAUUUCAUGAUGAAAUCUACGGGUGCAGAGACGAUAUUUAUAUCGGGAGUGUAAACGUUGGAUUUUGAACAUUUGUACUAUCAAGUUUUAAUAUCACUGGAAAUUUAAAUAUUUGAUAAUCUUUGAGCAGUCGGUGACAGUUUGAAAUUUUCAAGAACUUUUACUAUCUCUAUGUUUUGUCAACCAGAUUUUGAGAAAUUACAUGUUUUGGUAUGUAAUGGCUAAACCUAUUUGAAGUUGAAGUCUGUUACACUUGUACAAUGUAUAUCUACAAUAGAUGACAGGGUAUGUUGAUUCAACAGUCUUAUCAUCUCAUCUCAGGUAGUAGACGUAGGUCAUUUGUGAAAAAAAUAUUGUGUUUUACAAUUGUUUUGAGUAUUUUGUGUAGAUCUUGUAGGAGUGAAACAGUGUUUUAAAGUUUCAUUUUGUGAUAAAGUUAUGUGUUUGAUAGAGGUAUACAUGUGUAAACGUGUUGAAGUAACUACAAAUGUAAGUGGCAUAAUAGAUGGUAGCUUAUAAGCCAAACUAUUUUUUGUGAUUGUUAAUGUUUAGCAUAACUUAACACCCUUUUUCGUAAUUUUAUAUUGUAUACAGUAUUUGCUGUAGAUAUUACUCUUAUUUUGAUGCCACUUUACAUGUGUUUCAAAGAAGUCUGACAGGAUUACCUCCCUUUGAAGUAGUUUCCACUACCAUACAGAAUGUUCCAAGUCUCAAAAAUAAGGCUGAUAUCUUUUAUGAAAAAUGUAUUUGUUAGUAAGAUAACAUGUAAUAUAAUAGUAUGUACAUGUAACAUGCAGGCAUCUAGUAGAACAUUUUCAAUGUAUUUUGUAAUAUAAAUUCAUUAAAAACAGCUGAAAUUUGGUUUAUAGUUCUAAAUGUUGUUAUCAAAGAUUGCUUGGGUGUUAUGUGCGAAGUAUACAUUUUACAGUAUCUGUUUUUCCUAAAAACUUGAGUAGAUGAUUGACCUGUUCAUUAUUAGUUAUUGGUAGGGUAUACGUAUUGCUGGCAAUACUGUAGUUUGUUUUGUAUACAACAUUAUGUCACAUUGUCUCAGCAGUGAGUGAGAUAUCAUUAUUGUGUAACACAAGUCCAGGGCCCAGUUGAUCAAAGAAUGAUUAGCUAUAUAAUACUUAAUAAUAACCUGAAGCAAAAUUUAAAACUAGCAUACUUUCAAAAUAUUGAAAUUCAAAACAUAAAUUGUACGUUUAAGGAUCAAUUUUAUAAUGAUUUUCUAAUGCUAAGAAGCAAAAAAAAGUUCGUAAUUUCUUUUUAGAUAUACUGUUUUUCUUAGAAAUCAAAUUUUAAAAAUGUGUGGUAAUGACUUGUUAAGCUAAUUAUUCUGUGAACGACCAGGCCCAGUUCGUUUUUCAUUAUGUUAUACUAUUUUGUAUGUUUCACUUUUAAGAAAACAUGGCAAAUAAAAAAAUACAA